UCAGAAAAAUGAUGCAGUAUAAAAAAAGCCCAAAUCCUACAUUGUUGUGUUAGUAAAUAAUCUAAAUGGAAUCCCAAAAUAAUAAAAUGGCAGUCACGGAAGAAGCUUUUCCAUCUGUCCGCAAGGAAUGUGGAAAGAGAGGACGGAAGCCUGGAAGAAAAACAUCGACCGAAAAAAUAGAUAUAAAGGCCAAACUUGAACGUAGCAGGCAAAGUGCUAGGGAAUGCCGGGCCCGUAAAAAACUACGCUAUCAGUACCUUGAGGAGCUAGUUGCAGAUCGUGAAAAGGCCGUCGUUGCAUUGCGGGCUGAACUGGAACGUGUUGUACAUACUCUGGAGUAGACAAUUAAAUGAACAUGUCUCAACACCCAACACUGACCAGUUCCUGAAAGAAAUCGGAAUUAUUAAAGAAGAAUAAUUCAUGUUAAUCUAUAAUUAGAACUAUAAACACAUAAAUAUUUUUCUGUCUUAAUUUAAUUAAACGCCCUUGCAGGGUAUUAUCAAUUUGGUUAUAUUUUUGUAUCGAAUAGAGUGAAGCAGCUCUAUCACAAUGAACUUCGGUAAAUACAUAUAUUAUAGCACUGAAUAUACAAAUAUA
Messenger RNA from Drosophila miranda, 597 nucleotides. It is a transcript of the gene REPTOR-BP, whose product is annotated as REPTOR-binding partner. The transcript is spliced from 4 exons. Gene Ontology annotation, molecular function: DNA-binding transcription factor activity. The record is from RefSeq and is a predicted model, not a curated record. NCBI's taxonomy places the organism in Eukaryota, Metazoa, Arthropoda, Insecta, Diptera, Drosophilidae. Gene Ontology annotation, cellular component: nucleus. Gene Ontology annotation, biological process: regulation of DNA-templated transcription. Bases 66 to 341 code for a protein of 91 amino acids.